Messenger RNA from Puccinia graminis f. sp. tritici CRL 75-36-700-3, 684 nucleotides. RefSeq lists its product as uncharacterized. Bases 1 to 684 code for a protein of 227 amino acids. The transcript is spliced from 2 exons. The record is from RefSeq and is a predicted model, not a curated record. Lineage: Eukaryota; Fungi; Basidiomycota; Pucciniomycetes; Pucciniales; Pucciniaceae.
AUGGAAAACAACAAAUCGACAAGAUCUAAGACCUACGCACGCAAAGAACCUGUGGAAGCAAUCUCAAGCGUAGCCGCAGAAAAUAUCGCUACCAUCGCUAAUCCUACCCAAACUAAAGUGGCGGAGUUUUCAACGGCACGCAACAGCAGUGACCCACAUGACAGCGAUGAAGAGGGGUCUGUAGACCUGAUUGCGAAAAUUCCAGAAACCGCUAGGGAGGUCAUAUUGAACACAUCCAUCCCACCUGCCAAAGAUCUAGCUGCCGAACGCUCUCUCGUUUGGACUAAAUUGAAAGAAGCUCAAGCUUCUGGCGACAAGCUUCUGUCAAAGAUUCUUCUAAAAGCAUAUAAUGAACUUGAGGAUACUGCAAUCGAUGGUCCUCCCAAGAUGACACGAUCAAUCUCGGCCCUCCCUGUGUUGACAAACAUGUCAGAAGAACUUUCCAUCGCAAAAACGAUCGUGAACGCUACAGAAACGGAGCUAGAAGAUAAUUUAGUAUACGCCGUCGGCACGGUCACCAACCAUCAAGACAUAGGUUUCACCCCUUAUUUCGAUGACAACAUCAAAAAAUUGAAAGCCCCUCUACCUCUGACCAUAUUUGACAGAGAAUGGCAAAAGAAAGCGUUAACAGCACAUUUGAUGCUGAAACUGUCAAAGAACUCAGAAGCAACAAAGUUACCAUAA